AUUUGUUGCUGAAAAUCCCCAUCCAUUCCCCCAAACUCGAUUGGUGGAGCCUGCGAGGUGAAUGGUGACGAAAGCGGAAGUAAACCGCGGGCCAACUUGCCUCUUGCCACACAAAUCAACUGAUCGCGUUGGCUCUUGUUAUGCUGCUGAAGUCGCUCGUCGGGAGUGGCCGCGCUCGACUCGCCGCCGCCGCCUUCAAACUCGCUCCCGUGGACGUCGAGGCCCGAGCAGCGACUGUGCUGCGCAGCCCAGUGAGGAAAGCCAAAGUUUUGGAGCAAGCCGACAUGAGGGUGGAAGUUCUGCCCGCUCUCAGUGACAACUACAUGUACCUGCUCAUCGACACGGACACCAAAGAGGCGGCGAUCGUGGACCCCGUGGAGCCCGUCAAGGUUGUGGAAGCAGUCAGAAAACAUGGCGUCAAGCUCACAACAGUCCUGACCACCCACCACCACUGGGAUCACGCCGGCGGGAACGAGAAGAUGGUGAAGCUCAUGCCCGGCCUGAAAGUCUACGGGGGAGACGAUCGCGUGGAUGCCAUCACAAAGAAAGUCUCUCACUCCAACAGUUUGAAAGUGGGCUCGCUCCACGUCAAAUGUCUGUUCACGCCGUGCCACACCACCGGCCACAUCUGCUACUACGUCACCAAAGGCGACGGACCGGAGCCGCCGGCCGUUUUUACCGGGGACACGCUCUUUGUCGCCGGCUGCGGGAAGUUCUUCGAGGGUACCGCGGAGCAGAUGUACAAAGCGUUGAUUGAGAUCCUGGGACGCCUUCCUGCCGAAACGCGAGUCUACUGUGGUCAUGAGUACACGGUCAGCAAUCUGAAGUUUGCGCGCCACGUUGAGCCAGACAACCAAGUCGUUCAGAAAAAGCUCACGUGGGCAAAGGAGCAAUGCAGCAAUGGGGACCCGACGAUCCCGUCCACUUUGGCGGAAGAAUUCACCUUUAACCCAUUUAUGAGGGUCAAAGAGAAGUCGGUGCAAGAUCACGUCAAGCGGACGGAUCCCGUCGAAGCCAUGCGGAGUCUCCGGAAAGAGAAGGACUCCUUCCGAGUGCCCAAGGAGUGACGUGACGUGCCGUGCGGCGCCGCCUGUACUCGCACGCGCUUCCGACGCCGCGCAAAGUGUUUGCGGCUCACGCCAAACUCCGACGACGUCGAGUUGUUUCCCUUCCUUCGGUGGGUUUGAUUUCAGGAAUGCACGAGUGGGCGUUUUAGAACAAUUCUGCUGAAAGCAAAAUUCACGUUUUUAUUUUCUAGCUGGGAGUUUGAAUGCAAUGAUUGAAUGGGGAAGUUGUUGCGCGCGCUGCGUUCAAUGCCUUCUUCACUCUUUAAGUGUGUCGAAAGUAAAUGGUAGGUACUUUUUUCAUGAGAACAUACCAACAGUAGCCACGCUACAUAUUGUACAUUUUGUAAUUAUUUCCUAAAGCGACCGGAUGGGUAAUUAAUUUGAAAUUAGCAUUACUUGUUGACGUCAAUCUUUCUCAUUUAUAAUUACGUGUAAAUUGAAGCGGAGAAAACGUUGAAUUUCGGGAGCGUUCCGACGCGUGUCAUCGAUGCGUCUGGCUCGAUUAAAAUGGCUUGCUGCAUGUCUGUGAUCUCGCGAGAGGUCUGACUGCGGAAAUGUAGUUUCCAACUGCUUCACGCCGGGACGCCGAUAGUUGUCAAUAAAAACGAGAGCCGGUAACAGAAACGUG
This is a messenger RNA of Syngnathoides biaculeatus (alligator pipefish), 1695 nucleotides long. It is a transcript of the gene hagh, whose product is annotated as hydroxyacylglutathione hydrolase. Lineage: Eukaryota; Metazoa; Chordata; Actinopteri; Syngnathiformes; Syngnathidae. The record is from RefSeq and is a predicted model, not a curated record. Gene Ontology annotation, biological process: glutathione metabolic process. The transcript has 9 exons. Gene Ontology annotation, cellular component: mitochondrion. Gene Ontology annotation, molecular function: hydroxyacylglutathione hydrolase activity. The coding region runs from base 141 to 1067 and encodes 308 amino acids.